CUCGGACCUCGGUGUCGUUCGCAGUCGCACGCACAGCGAGGACAAAACCUUUCCAGUCGCCGCCCUCCAGGCCCCACCCUGCUUCGCUUCGUCGUCCUCGUGCCCCCGGCGAUCCAGCCCGCCGCAGUGGACUCCUAGAUUUGACAUUUGAUCUGGCAGAAGUUAGCAAGUUUCAGCAAUGGGUUUCGAUAAUGAAUGCAUUAUGAGUAUUCAAUCCCUUCCUGGUGAAUAUUUCUGCCCUGUUUGUCGUACACUCAUAUAUCCCAAUGAAGCUUUGCAAACUCAGUGCACACAUCUCUACUGCAAACCCUGCUUAGCUUAUGUAGCGGCAACCACAAAAGCUUGCCCUUAUGAUGGCUACUUGGUGACAGAAACUGAUUCCAAGCCUCUGACAGAAUCAAAUAAAUCCCUUGCUGAGACAAUUGGCAAGGUCACAGUCCAUUGCCUGUAUAAUAAGAGUGGUUGCCAAUGGCAAGGAACGCUAUCUGCGUGUAUCACACACAGUACUGCUUGUGCAUAUGGGAACUCCCCUGUUGUUUGUAAUCGUUGUGGGACACAGAUUGUACAUCGUCAAGUGCAAGAACAUGCUCAACUCUGCCCUGGCUCACAAUCUCAAACACAUCAAGCUGAUGGUAGUCAAGCACAGCCAUCGGCUGCAACAACUCAAGCAAUCACCCAAGAUCCAUCACUUGCCCCAGCAGGCUCUGCUGCAGCUCCAGCUAUGACAUUGCCAUCUGCAGCUACAGCCACAGCUGUCACAGCUUCUGCUGCAGCAACAGGAGGGGCAACUGGUGCAAGCACAGCAACAGCACCCCCUUCCUUAGCAGCUGCAUCAGCUGCUUCUUCUCAAACUCCAACAGCUGAGCAGUGGUACCAGCAGCAACUCCAAUGCUCACAGUACUACCAGCAGCAGUACCCUGGGUACAACCCUUACAUGCAGCAAUAUCAACAGUAUGGCCAAUACCAGCAGGUGCAUCAGCAGUACACGCAACCUCAAAUGCAAGUGGCGUCCCAAAAUAUGACACAAGGUUCUGCACAGCCUACCUCAUAUGUUCAGCCUCAGGUGCAGUCCUCUCAGCCCCAACUCAUGACGCAACCCCAAAGUCAGCCCCGGCUUCCACCACCAACAGGUUAUGCACAGCCUCAGCAGCAUCCAGUGCAACCCCAACCCCAACCCCAACCCCAAAGUCAGCCCCACCUUCCCCAUCUUCAAGCACCUUCAGGUCAGUCUCAGCCUCAGCAGCCAAUUCAAUCAGCCCCACAAGUUCCCCAGCUGCAUCCACAAAGUCAAGUACCUCUUCAACUGUCUGGCCCCACAUUACAACCUGCACAAGUACAAGCUCAACCUCCACAACAGCAACAGACCGUUGCCCAGCAACAACAUGCACAUAUGCAAGCCUUACCUCCACAGCAAAAUCUUCAACCUCAGAUGCAGCUAAACUCUCAAGUCAAGCUCCAAUCUCCACAAGUGCAGCAGCAAUCUUACCCACAGCCACAGGCCUAUGCGCCGCAAUCACAGCAGCAGAUGCCACACAGCGCUUCAUUGCAACACCCUGUUUCUCAGCAUCCUGCAUCAAUGCGCCCUCCAUUGCCAGGCCAACAGCCAGCUAUGCAGACUCCACAAGGAAUUCAGCAUACAACACAACAUCAACAACAUAUUGGGUACCCCACUCAGCGGCCACAAAUGCAUUCUGUCAUCCCUUCCCAGACAUCACUGCAAGGAUUGCCUCCUCACUCAUAUGUUUCCUCACAAGGUCAGCCAUACCAGCAAGGAAUACCCUCAUCACAACAACACUUGCAUUCCCAACCUUCACAACCUCAUGGUCAGCCAUAUAUGCAGCAGCAUGUUCCUGGCUAUGGCUAUGCUGGGCAUCAUGUUCAAACUUCAGCUGGCAGACCUACGAGUCAUCUUGCGCCGCCACAGCAAUUUCUACAUCAACCUGGUGGCCCAGUUAACAGUUUUCAAGAUGCCAUAAAACAACAGCCAACAAUGCUUAGAUCUGAUAAUGUGGUAUUAGCAUCCCAGUUGCCUGCUGCUGGGCAACCUAUGGGGCAGGGUUCUGUAGCUCUGGGAACACAUGCUUCGCAACCAGGAAAGUCAGAAACUGCAAGUAAUGCUGCUGAUAGUACUGCUGUUAGCGAAAGUAAAAAUAAUGGUCCUGAAUCUGCUGUAAUGAGACCUACAAUGUUGAAGGGUUUGGGCGAUGAAAACAUAAACAGAGAACAUAAUGAUUUUGGUGGUGUUAGAAAAGAUGCAGUGCAAACUGGCGUUGCAUCACACAUCACAGAUGGUUCAAUUGGAAGGGAUGGAAUUGCUGCCUGGGCAGGCAAUUCAAAUGGUCCAGUACAGGGAGGAAAAGAGCACAAGGCUUCGGAUAAUUGUGAGAAAGGUGGAUCAUUACAGAAGGCAUCACAGAAAAAUGCAGGGGCACCAGGCUCCUUUGUGCCCCCAGGCAUGGGAUCAAAACAUCCAUCUGGACCGGAGAGAAUGCUUCCUCAGCAUCUGAUGCAUCCUGGUCCUAAGCAUGGUUUCUCUGAAAAUAUUCAGCCUCCAAUGCAGAAAUCGUAUGGUUCAUUCCAUUCUGGAUCGACAUCAAGGUUGUUUGGAGAGAAUCAAAUUCAGAUGCCAAUGUCGCAGCCUGGGGGUAUCAGACCGGGUGAUUGUGAUGGUAUGAUUCGACCACCCAUGGUUGGCCCAUUACCUGAUCAGGACAAAAUGUUCCCUCCUUUUGUCCCCGAACAUUUGAGUUGGCCACAUCCUCUUGGAACAUCGAGGAGCAAUGGCUCUGGUAGUGGUUCACUUGUAAGUGGAAGGGCUUUCCCUGACGAGGGUUUCAACACUUCAGGGGAACAUCUCAAGCCACUUCCAGCAUAUCCUGGUAGACAUAAUAAUAUUGAAGACGAUCUGAGGCAGUUUCCUGGGCCAUCCCAUCUGGAUGGUCCAGGCCUGCAGAUGGGUCCGAGACCUUUCGAGAGAGCUUUAGGUAGACCUGAUAGUUUUUCAGAUUCAUUACCAGGAAGGCCUCCAUUUCCAAACCAGAAAAGUCCAUUUCCUGUAGCCUUGCAUGAGGAUUUUUCAAGGAAGCCAAAUGCAAUGGCUAGGCACUCUGACUUUCUGCCACAUGGUGCAGAAUUUAAUCACCAUGGAGCUGAUGUAAUGCCUAAUUUCAGAAACCCAGGGAUGAGUGGUGGUCCCCGUAAAGACCAGCUUGGCUCCGGUAACCUUCCUGGGAAUGUACAGCAUGCUUUUGAUGGUCCAGAGUUCCCUCCUCAUUUCCUCCCUGGUCACAUGUAUCCAGGUGAUCCUAAUCUUUUUGCUGACUAUUCUCGUCAUGGAUUUCCAAAAGAACCAGUGCACUUUGGUUUGGGUGGACCCUUGAGAAAUGGAGAUGUUGGUUGGUGCCGCAUAUGCAUGUUUAACUGUGGAAGUGCAGAGAACCUGGAUCUGCACGUACAGACAAGGGAACAUCAACAAUUUGCAAUGGACAUUAUUCUGAAAAUGAAGCAAGAUGUCGCGAUGCAGAAAAAGAUGAAUUACAGAGGCCCCAAGUCUUUCCACAAAAAGGUUGCUGGGAAGGGCCACUUCCGUGGGAAUAGGCGUUAGAACUAUUGUUACCUAUUUCAGCGCCUGAUUAUUUUGAUGGUUGCUAGUAUGCUUAUGGAUGUUUCCAAGACAAUUGAGAAAUGAGAUCUGUUCAGAUAUCUUGUUAAAGCAGUUCAGCAUAUUUGGAACUUGUAAUGGUCGAAAACUUUUGUUGUAUGUUGGUCUGCAGAGUUCACAUGCCUUUAUGGUUUCUGUGAUUUACUGUUUUGGAUAUGUUUUUUACUUCACAUGCUUUUAUGGUUUCGAUUGUUCUACUUUGUAUGUUUAGUUGCUGAAACAUAAGAAUGCUUAACUUGUUAGUACCCUUUUAGUUUUAGUCUUCUAUAUGUGAUAGUAUGCGACUCCCAUGUCUUUCCACUAGGCUCAUACUUCGGCUGAUGGUGAUCUUUUACUAGUACACCACAGCACCGCACUGAAACUUUAGCAAAAAGACUCGUAAGUGUAUUGUAUUUUCAGGCAGCCCUAAAAUAGUACCUGUCACUGCAAACUCUUUGUAAGAUGCUAAUUGAGAAAUUGUUUCCAGUACUUACAGUACCUGAAACUUUAACUAGUUUGCAUACAUAGAUCCCAAAAAUAUAAGGCCUCCCUGUAUAUAUGAUGGUUUGCUACAUCACUGCAGCCAUACUUUCUUAAUGGCAAUUGAUAUUUUAAGGAUCAUCAUCUUUAUUGAAUUGCUUGUCACGGAACUUGUAACUUGGUCCCAGUUGCGAGAUAUAAAAUUGACAAAUCCAAGGUUUGGAUGGAAAAAAGGACAAAAUAUGUAAACAUGGCUGGCUUGGACGAGGUUUUGGAUUUUAACAGAGUUUUCAUUGGAUGUUGCUCCCGCAUUUAUUAGUGUUAAUGGGAGUCUUAGAAGUGUAGUGAAAACCCCAAACAUGAAGAGUUUUGUGUUGUGUGAUAUAGCUUGAAUGUUAGCAUAGUAAGAGACGAAUUGAUGGUGUCUAAUUGAAAGGAGGUUUUAGAACCAAAGGAUGCAUGUGUGGCAGUAUUGUGUUCACACUCUGUAAAAAUAAAAAUAAAAUAGAAGAGAGGUGGCAACUUGGUUUUCAGAUUAACAUGGUGUGCACAUCAUGCAUGCUGCACUUGUCAAUACCAAUACAAAAGCUGCAGUGUCCAUUUCUAGAUAGUUGCUUUGCUCAUCCAGAUAGUGAUGUAUGGUUCACUUGUUUCAUUGCCAUAGUAAGGUUCAUAAUAGGACAGCAUUAGAAGCCAAUUGACCUUAAAUGUUGUGGAUGAAAUAUGGCUUCUUCAGUUAUAUUUGAUGUGGUUAUUAGCAUACGAUUCAUUUUGCUGGUGGUAGCCUUUUCUGGAUGUAUUUCUCCAACAGUGACCAUUAAAUCAUCUGUAUCUUUUGUUGUUUGUUUGCUAAGCAGAAACUGAAAAGUGUAGGAUAAUUUCCUGCCGGGAGUUGGACUGCCAUUCUUGCUUGCUUUCCUAACGACGGUAAGGAUUACAUGCUUUACUAAUGUUGGUAAGGAAAGAUAUGUAUUGAGGUUUCAUUACAAUGCGCACUACUUUUUUUGACAAACAUUUUCCCAUAUAGUUCAGGGCUGAAGUGUAUGUUAUUGUUUUUGUCAAUUGCUUGUACACUAAUCAUUGCAUUUUAUGUAUUUGUGUGGAUCAACAGGAAUUGCUAUGCCACUAGGAUUCUUAGGACAUAAGAUUUUGUUUAUCUUUAGAUAUAUCUUCUGUGCACAUUUGGUCCGUGUAAUCCGUAGUGUCUCUAGAACUUGCUCAAACCAAUUUCAUGCCAAGGUCAAUUGGUUGUGCUGUGUCCAGGUCUAACAUUUGAUCAUUUUUCUGCGUUUAGUUGGUUUGGCUGAUAGUAGUACCCAAAGAAAAAUUCUUGUUCCCAAAAAAAGUCGCUUGGUGAUUACACAAAAGAUAUUUCUCCCAGACACAAGUUGCUCAGACUAAACUUGGGCAUAUUUUCUUCACCUUGGAUUUGAUUCGAAUUACUCAACUAGGCUCAAUGUCCGCAUAUGUGCGGCUUCUUUGACCUACUGUACUAUGGUUAUUUAUUAAUAGAACUUGAGGGCGUAUAAUCCAUAUCACCUAGAUACAAGGGUUUCUGCGUCACAUUUUUGCCUAUAUGGAGAAGAGAGAUGGUACCUCCUAGUUACUAGAUAGUCUACUCAUUUAAUGCAAUAAUAUUGAAAUGUAUUGGGACCCAUUUAAUGCAAUAAUAUUGAGAUCUAUUGCAUGUGGGACUGCAUUAAUGUUUGUAGACUCUGUCAUAGUUAGAUUAGUGUGAAAGCUGUGUAUAGUAUCAUCUUUGUUAACAUGUAUGAAUCUUAUAGGUGGCAGCUAUCCGUACAGUUAGGGCCUGUUUGGUUUCACAUGCUUAUGCAUAAGCAACUUAAAAUAAGCAAAUAAGUUGCUUAUGAAACCAAUCACUCUUGCUUAUGGGGUUGCUUAUUAUAAGCAAAUAAGCAACUCUUGGGUUGCUUAUGGUUGCUUAUGGGGACUAAAAGAUGCACUUUACACCUCUUGCCCUCAUUGAAUGCCUGGUUGCCCUCCCUCUCUCUCUCAAUGAUUAGGGGCAAACAUGACAAUAUCCACCUCAUUCAAUGCUUAUAAGCAAGGGUAUCCAAACAGCUAAACUAAAAAUAAGCAACUCCAAAUAAGCAACUUUAAGUUGCUUAUAAUAAGCAACUCAAACCAAACAGGCCCUUAGAGAUGCUCAAAACUUGAGUGUAGAUUUAUUUGGUAAUUAAUAAGAUGAUUUUUUUAGUUAAGAACAACUGAAUAGCGGGUACUGUACUACACUUAAUUUGUAGCCCAUGUGUUGGUUUGGAUGUCGUCAAGCAUCCGGGGGGGGGGGGGGGGGGUUCUACCUUUUCCCUCUGCGCACGGUUUGGUUUGGCGCUAUUGAAUUGGCUAGAGAUCUAGGCCGUGUUUGGAACCAUGUCCCGCAGCUGCGUGUCACCAGGAAGUGAGUUGUGGCUCCGACCCCACUUCUUGCGUACGCAGUUGAAAAUCCCGUGUUUUGCGUCUGCCGUGGUUCGCUGAUGUGCGCUUGCCGUGGACCGUUCGGCGGGAUUAUUCCGCGUUUCCCCACCAGACACGCCACCAACGCGGUUCCAAACGAGGCCCUAGGCAUCUAGCAAACAAAUCAAAAAUAUAAUGUUGUUUAGAUACAAAUCAUUGGGCAAGAUUAAGUGAACAUUUUAUUGAUUCUGAUGAGAUACAAGGUUGGUGGCAGCCAUGAUAAGUUAGCAAUUGCCAUGCCAGACUCUUCUGGAUCCACCAUCGGAUUGAUAAUUUUGGAUUCACCAAUUGUGGGUUAACAAUGGUUUGGUAUACUGGAUGGUGGGUGAAAAUCAGAAUCUUGCUGUAUCAGGUCUCUUGUGGUUUCCACCCAGUUUCGGACCCAGAAAAUGGUCAGUUAUCUACUUUUAGCUUGAACUUUGAAACUUUGUGCAGAUUUGAUUUGUAGGUAUAAAGUAGAGCUAAAUACAAGCAUUUUUGUAGUAGAUAUUCUAAAUGGGGGUUUAGUGGCAUGAAGUGGGAGGGUACUGGUUACAUAUCACCCCACUGGUUUGGUCAAAACUGAUGUUAUCACGGUCACGGAUUUUCUCAAACCCAGUGUUCACCGCUCCCAUGGGUUCUAGAUUGAAACUGUAGAAUGGCUGGCGCUUGUGACAUUCAUUGCUCUGAAGUGAACCUUACCUCGAGUGCCAAGACUUGAAGCACAUGUUACAGCUUGCUAGGAUUGAAUCAGUAUAAAUUGGGUUACUGGUACAAUAAUAAUUUUUAGGAUGGUUACAUUGUUGUGCACUGAAUUCAAUGUGCUAACAGUUAGAGACUCAUGGUCUUGCUGCAGUGCGAUCUUGGCAUAAUAUAUGAAAGGUUUAUGUUUGUUCUGCAUCUAUUUUGUUUUGUGUUACUUCUUUGGGAUUCUUGUAGCAGCUCAACUGAAGAUGGUUGUGCUCACUGCAUUCGAUCAUUGCUGAACUGACGGCACUUCAUAUCUGCGGCCUGUCGCUGGGGCCUGGACGUGCAAUACCUAUUCCUUAGUGGUGUACGCCUACUAACUAAUGUAGCUACCGAUGUAAUGAAAUUCUUGCAAUGUAUUCUUAAGAUCUUCGAUAACAAUGUAAUGUAGGGUGCAAGUUUAUGUUACUUUCAGUGGUGCUUACAAAUUAAUGUAUGCACCGAUGUAAAUAGAUUCUUUUACUGUCUUCUAUAGAGAAGUUUGUGGUUUGACUGUUUGUCUGUA
Setaria italica (foxtail millet) is the source of this 7826-nucleotide messenger RNA. RefSeq names its product trithorax group protein osa. The coding region runs from base 179 to 3604 and encodes 1141 amino acids. NCBI's taxonomy places the organism in Eukaryota, Viridiplantae, Streptophyta, Magnoliopsida, Poales, Poaceae. The record is from RefSeq and is a predicted model, not a curated record. The transcript has 10 exons.